Messenger RNA from Alosa sapidissima (American shad), 643 nucleotides. RefSeq names its product mediator of RNA polymerase II transcription subunit 9-like. Lineage: Eukaryota; Metazoa; Chordata; Actinopteri; Clupeiformes; Clupeidae. Gene Ontology annotation, biological process: regulation of transcription by RNA polymerase II. Bases 60 to 359 code for a protein of 99 amino acids. The transcript is spliced from 2 exons. Gene Ontology annotation, cellular component: mediator complex. The record is from RefSeq and is a predicted model, not a curated record. Gene Ontology annotation, molecular function: transcription coregulator activity.
AGAGAGAACAAAUAUAUAUUGAUGAUGUCAUAUGUGUGCGCCGAGACCAAGGAUCAACAAUGGCGACCGAGAAGACAAAACAAGAAACUCCAGAUGAGGAUUACUCGUUAUUACCCUUGGUUCACGAUAUAAUUAAAGGCAUGGACAAAGAUGGAGCUGAUGUGCAGCAGGAGCUGUCGAAGCUCAAGGCGAAGAUCCAGGAGUCCCGAGAGCAGAUAGCGCUGAUGCCUGGGAUCGACGUGAGCCCCACGGCACAGCAGCAGCAGCUGGAGACAUUACGCGAGCAGGUCCGCACCAAGAAGCAGCUGCUGCAGAAGUACAAAAGCCUCUGCAUGUUUGAGGUGCCUAAAGCCUCCUGAAGCCAAUGGGACACAUUAACUGUCCUGCAUGGCUGUCAAGUUGCUGAUGCCUGGCCAGGACUUCUCACAUAAGACAUUCAACCAACCCAUUUUCUAAUAGGGUCUUUUUUUUGUGCAAGUUGCUGAUGCCUGGCCAGGACUUCCCACACAAGGCCUUCAACCAACCCAUUUUCUAAUGGGGUCUUUUUGUGUAUGUGUGUGUGUGAGGAGAGGGAGUGAGAGUGACCGAGGCAGCUCUGUUUUUUCUAUAUUGUUGUGGUGUGUUGUAAUUUUCAUUUUUGCAA